Beta vulgaris subsp. vulgaris (sugar beet) is the source of this 2510-nucleotide messenger RNA. Its product is annotated as KIN17-like protein. Lineage: Eukaryota; Viridiplantae; Streptophyta; Magnoliopsida; Caryophyllales; Amaranthaceae. Gene Ontology annotation, cellular component: nucleus. Gene Ontology annotation, biological process: DNA damage response; DNA replication. The transcript has a single exon. Bases 687 to 1745 code for a protein of 352 amino acids. Gene Ontology annotation, molecular function: double-stranded DNA binding. The record is from RefSeq and is a predicted model, not a curated record.
UGAAUUGGGAGAAUGGAGAUGAAUGAUAUUUGAUAGCAUAAGAAUAUGCUUGUAAUAGGAUAAUAAUUGUUAAGUAAAACAUUAGUACUUAGUAAGCUUUUAGGCCCAUUUAAUUUAUUUUUUAAAAAAAUUUUAUAGUUCAAUUGGCCCAUCUUAAUAUGUUGUUAAACUUACCACUGGGUACCUAGUACCCAGCGAUUCCGGGUCUGGGUCCAAAAUUUUAGGACCCAGUUGGACCGGUUCCAAUUCCAGAUUUUUAAUACCUAUGGGGUCCGGGUCUGGAUCCAGGUUUAUGAAAUUCUACCGGGUACCCGAUUGUGGUCCCUCGACACAAUAACCUCUUGAAUUCCCUUGUACUAUUAUCCUAAAUUACUUUUUUUUUUUUUUUUUGCAUGAAUAGAGAUAAACUAUUAUUCUAUUAUUUGUAUAAUUCUCUACCAAUUCCUAUAUACAAUAUACUGUUAUCCUAAAUUCUCUACCAAUUCGGAAUCGAUUAUUAAAGAAACUACUCUAGAAUUCUCUAUCAAUUGAUGAGAAAACAUUUGUAUAAUUCCUAUCUUGGUUAGGAAUCCAAAUUCCAAACUAUAUCGGAAUUGGUAGAGAAUAUAUUAAGGACAAUAUAUUCUCCAUCAGUUAUCAAUACCCUUUAGAUUUCUUAUAUAUGCUAUGCUAGAUCAUUCUCAAAGAUGGAAGGAAAGGCAAUGUCGAAGAGAGUAAAAGCUAAAGGUUUGCUAAAGCUGAAAUUCUACUGUGAAUUAUGCUCGAAGCAAUGUAGAGAUGAGAAUGGUUUCAAGUGUCAUACUACGAGCGACAGUCAUCUGCGUCAGAUGCAAUUAUUUGGCGAAAAUCCUGACAAAUUCAUCGAAGAGUAUUCCCAGAAAUUCGAGGAUUCUUUUCUUGGGCACUUGAAGCAGAGUCAUGGAUUUAGCCGUGUUGCAGCGACGGUAGUUUACAACGAGUAUAUCUCUGAUCCAUAUCAUGUUCAUAUGAACGCUACUAAGUGGCUUUCUUUGACAGAAUUUGUUGUGUAUUUGGGUGAGACAGGAAAGUGUAAGGUUGACAAAACUCACUCAUGUGGAGGAUCAGGGUGGUUUAUCACUUAUCAUAAUGAUAAGAGUAAGAGAUUCAAGUCCAAACUGAUGGAGGAACAUAAGCAUGACAAGGAAAUUGCGAAACAAAUUAAUCGCGCAACUUCUGUUGCUGUUCCUAUCCCUAUGGAGAUUGAGAUUGAGAAGAGUGUUGAUUGUGAAUUACCAGACAAGCACAAGAAGAUUGCAUUCCGGUUUGGGUUGGCGCCGCCACGGAGAAAAGAAACGAAUAAGAUGAAGGGGAAGGAAGACUCUGAGGAGGUGAAAGAUACAAAGAACAACAGGAAAGCAUACUGGUUGUGUGAGGGAAUUGUUGUGAAGGUAAUAAGCAAAGUAUGGGAAGAAAAGGGAUUGUAUAACAAGAAAGGGGUUGUAAAGAAGGUGUUAGAUAACUACAUUGGUGAAAUUCAGAUGCUAGAUACAGAUACACACAAUGAUCAUAUUGUUCGGAUUAAUCAAGAUCAACUUCAGACUGUGCUUCCUCAUAUCAGUGGUCUAGUUAGGAUUGUUAAUGGCUCAUAUUGUGGAUGCAAUGCUAGGCUGCUUGAUGUUGAUACCUUCAAUUUUUGUGCCAAGGUGCAAUUGGAUAAGUGUAUAUACCAAGGUCGGGUGCUUCACAAGGUCGCAUAUGAAGAUAUCUGCAAACUUGCUGUUUGACUCACCUCCAGGCUCCAUAUAUACAUUUCACCAACUUAAUUGAUGCUAUGCUAUUAUACUACCUCCGUUCUUUUUUAGUUGCAACGUUUGACAAAUUGCACUAUUCAUGUUCUCUUAUUUGACCACAUUUAUUGAUUUAUAUGUUAAACAAAAUAUAGUCAUGUGGGGUCUUGUUUGAUUCGUUUCGAUGUAAGCUUUCAUAAUAUCAAAUUUUUAUAAUUUUUACUUACAUACAAUUAGAGAUAAAACGAUUUGAAAUUGUACAUUGGCAAGCGUGAAAGUCAAAACGUUGCAACUAAAUAAAAACAGAGGUAGUAUAUGAUAUGUUUGUUAGUUUUUUUUUUUUUUUCCAAAUUCUGUACACUUUUUCUCCUGUGUAGCUAGCUAUUUUGAUCAUUAAAAAGUUUGUUCUUGAAGUUGACCCGAUAGUAUACUAUUAACUAUACUAUACUAUACUAUGAUGGUUUAUUGGUUUAUAUUAGAGUUUUUUGCGGGGAUGUAUUAGGGUAAUAGAUCAUUUUGUGGGGAUAUUAUACCUCAUUAAUUUCUUUUUUUUUGGCGAGAAAGUUAAAAUUUCGGCCUUUGAAUUGCUUUAAUUAGUCUUUUUAUAGUGCGUGAUAUUCAAAUGCUUCUAUUACAUUCAUUUCCCUCCGACUUAUACACUGUCACUUUGUAGCUCACUCGCAAGUUCCUACUAAUUCAAAGGACGGAAAUUUGACUUUCUUGCUGGAUUUAAUGUUUUUGGUACAUUUUAACAAAACUUAA